This is a messenger RNA of Akanthomyces muscarius, 3309 nucleotides long. RefSeq lists its product as uncharacterized. Gene Ontology annotation, biological process: calcium ion transmembrane transport; intracellular calcium ion homeostasis. NCBI's taxonomy places the organism in Eukaryota, Fungi, Ascomycota, Sordariomycetes, Hypocreales, Cordycipitaceae. The transcript is spliced from 3 exons. Bases 1 to 3309 code for a protein of 1102 amino acids. Gene Ontology annotation, cellular component: endomembrane system; membrane. The record is from RefSeq and is a predicted model, not a curated record. Gene Ontology annotation, molecular function: calcium:proton antiporter activity.
AUGGAAGACGAUCGCGAUGCCCGACGCAGGUCCAGCGCGACCUCGCCAACCAGUCGUCGUACCACUGCCACCGCCGAGUCUUCGACUGCCCGCGAUGGCGACGGUCUUUCCGAGAGCUUCCAGUCCACCGAUACCGUCAGGAGGCGACCCGAGGGUUAUUAUGGCACCAUAACCAAUGCCCCGGAGGCCCGCGCCUCCCUUCAAGACCCCCCGCAGACUCCCCGUCAGUCACAGCCGAGUCGGCCGGCCACGAUCGACCGUACCAAGUCGUUUCCGCGUCCGCGAAAGCCGCCCCUGUCGAGACGCCCGUCCUCAACCACUCCCUAUCGCGGUGGGGUAUUCUCUGCCCACGACGACCCACGCGAGGUGGAAGCCGAUGCUGCUGAGCGAGGAUACACUGCUAGACGACGACAGCCACCCCCGACCACACUCUCUCGCGUGCAGUCGCAACGCAAGGAGUCCAUCAUUGACACGGAGCCUCGAGCCUCGGGCACCCGCCCAAGCUCUACCAAGUCCGAUGAUGAAGACGACGUUGAGGAGACCGACGAGCACGAACACGAAGACCUUCCGCUCGAGGAACAUGUGGACUGUGACUCUGAAAGCGACCUCAGCGAAGCCGAGAGCUUUACUCUCAAAGAUCGACAGCAGGCCAUCAACCAGACCCAUCCGUUUGGUAUAAGGGUCUGGAAACCCGCUCUUUAUAAAAAAGAUCGCUCUAUUCAGAAGUCCGCCGAAGGUGAUAUUCACUCUUCCCCAGGAGGCAAUGUCAACAAGUGGCUCGUCCUGUUCAACCUCGUCUGGACCAUCUGCUUUGGCUGGUGGAUGGCCCUCCUUGCCGCACUUGGUGCCAUUAUGUGCCUUCUCUUUGCUGCGGCUCCCAGUGGUAGAGAAUACGGCCGCGUGCUUUGGGGUCUUGCUGGCUACCUCUUUUACCCGUUCGGCAAGUAUGUCCGUCUUGAGAAAGACGAACAAUAUAUGCAUGAAGAUGGAGACGAAGGACGAAGCAUUUCUGAGUACGAGCAAUGGCAAAAUGGCGACUUGGAAUAUGGUAGACUCUUUUUCGGGCCGGACCGCACUCGUUCCAUUAUUGGACGUUCUCGAAGCAGCAUUGACUCUGGACAUGACGAAACUGAAAGCCUGCUCGGCCGCGGAAGACGCCCCGACAAUCCUAACCAACCACCAAUGAAGCGACGACUGUUUGGCCGAGGCGAGUGGAAUAUUGGCCGCGUCAUAUUCUUCCUCUUCUUUUACUUCCUCAUCUCGCCAUCUCUCAUUGUUGUGUCUCUGAUUUGCUGGUUCCUCGUCUUUUGGAUUCCCAUGGGCAAGGUUACCAUGCUGCUCUUUGAUCACUUGCGCCGUCAUCCGCUUGCUCUCUCAUUUGAGUCUCACCUGGAUUAUGCCAGAUCCAGUGAUGGUCCUGAUUCAUCUAUCCUUCUCUGCACUUACCGCGCCGUAGGUAUCAAGUACUGGAAGUACACCAUCGAUGGAACCAACAUCUUCCUCAUCAAUCUCAUGGCCGUCGUCUUUUUCGUCAUCUUGGACUGGGCUGUAUUGGAUCGAAUGCUGCACCUGAAAUUGUUCAUCACUGGGCCGGCUUUCCUAUUCAUUGCAGGCUUGGUGUCCAUUAUUCCUCUUGCGUACUUUAUCGGUCAGGCCGUCGCCUCCAUCUCAGCGCAAUCAUCCAUGGGACUCGGCGCUGCCAUCAAUGCCUUCUUCGCGACGGUGGUGGAAGUGUUCCUGUACUGCGUCGCCUUGGGUCAAGGCAAAGCUCAACUUGUGGAGGGAAGUAUUGUGGGCAGCAUUUUCGCUGGUAUUCUGUUCCUGCCUGGACUUUCCAUGUGUUUUGGCGCUUUGAAGCGCAAAACGCAGCGAUUCAACGCCAAGUCGGCUGGUGUCACAUCAACCAUGUUGCUCUUUGCCGUUGUUGGCGCUUUUGGGCCAACUCUAUUCUACCAAAUCUACGGCACACAUGAACUGCAGUGCCUGGGCUGUGAAGAUUUUGAUGAUGGUGGUCGUUCCGGAGGUCGUUCUGAAGGUCGUGACUGUCGCCGCUGCUAUUUUUCGCAGGCGCCAGCUCUUGAUGACCGAUUUUAUCUCGAAGCUGUGCGACCAUAUUGCUACAUGGCCGCCUUUAUGCUCUUCUUCUCCUAUCUCAUCGGCCUCUGGUUUACUCUUCGCACGCACGCCGCCGUCAUCUGGAAUUAUGAAGUGGAGGAAAAGCGUCAGGAGGACCACAUGCAUGCUUCCUCGGUCUUGAGACCCUCGCAGCCCUCUGCGGCUGAGACAAGCAGUGCAGAUAUCCGAGACACACAUCUGUACAAGCGCAUCCUAGGCCAGUCCUUGAAGCAAGUAGGUCUGCCGACGCAAGAAUCUGGCCGCCAGCCAUCCGUCAAUAGUGCCGACGCUGCAGCGAACGGGGCACCCAGCACUCUGCAUUUUGUACCUCCAAAGGGCGCGGGCGCCGACGGUCGAUCAUUAGGCAAGGCCACUGCUGGCCUUGGUCAAGGAGAUAACUCGGCUCUCGUUCGUGAAGUUGCAGAGAUUGCCGCGACAGCUGCUACUAUCGCUUCGCGGGAUCGCCAUCACAGCCGAAAGACGUCUUUUGUACCAUCCUCGACAAAACACACCGCAUCUCGCGCCGGUGUCUUUGAAGAAGACGGUGCCGGGCAUAGUGCGGCUGGUCAUGGAGGCCACGACGCGCCAAACUGGGGUCGUGGAAAGAGUUCGUUCAUCCUUUUGUCCGCCACCAUUCUCUAUGCCAUUAUUGCUGAGAUCCUCGUCGACACUGUCGAUGUCGUUUUGGAGAACUUUGCGAUUGAUCAAAAGUUUCUGGGAGUUACCCUCUUUGCGCUUGUUCCAAACACCACUGAAUUUCUGAAUGCCAUUUCGUUCGCCAUGAACGGCAACAUUGCGUUGUCAAUGGAGAUUGGUUCUGCCUAUGCACUUCAAGUUUGCUUACUUCAGAUCCCAGCGCUCGUGCUGUACUCUGCACUAUAUCCCUACAGUGGUCCCGCCGGUGACAACACUGAAGCUUCCAUGUACACCUUUUCGCUGUUGUUUCCACAGUGGGACAUGGUGACUGUUAUCCUCUGCGUCUUCUUGCUCAGCUACGUCUAUGGCGAAGGCAAGAGCAACUACUUCAAGGGUAGCAUCCUGAUCCUCACGUACCUGGUUGUGGUGAUUGGAUACUACUUUAGCGGAUACACGUCGGACGCUAUGGGCGCGGAACGAUUUGACGUGAUGGGUGCGAACGGACAGUAUAGUUCGUUCAAGACUAUUGGUCGCACAACCAGAGGACGCGCAUAUUAG